UAGCUCCAACCAUACAGAGAGUAGGAUGACACAGGAAAGAGGUGAAGUGCACUGUGGGAGAUGUAGUGCGGAGGUGGAUGGGAUGCGAUGUAUUUCCUGGUGUAGAAGACUACAUUUCCCGGCAUGCAGUGUGAUCUCCCCAUACAGGGAAGAGAAGAGGAGGCGUCUGUGGUUUGGUGGCCCCUCCCCCCUCCUCUGAUCCCAGGUCCUGGCUCUCCUCCUUAUUCCUGAUAUUGGUGAUCAGGAUGGAAGAACGGUUCCCCUUCUCGGGUCCUAUAGGACAUUACGGAGAACUCCCGGUGGUGAAAUGUGAGUCGGUGGCGGAGGCGGAGCGAUGUGGUUUCAGUGACGGCAUGAAAACCGAGUGUGACCGCAUCCAGUACGAGCGCCCGGAGUCCGGUCCUGACCUCAUCAUGAAGGUGGAGCCAGAGGAGGACGUGUCCAGGUGGGGGCCCCCGCUGCCCCGAGACCGCAUCCUUCUGUCCAGGACCGAGCCGGGAGCGUCCUCUGGGAUCCUGGCGUAUGUGGCCCCAUCAAACCGGUUUAUGGCCGACCGGCGGCGCAGGCACCCGGGGACAGUUCUGUCCCGCCCGACCCGCGGAGAAACGGCGCGGUUCCUGGAACGGGAGCGGCUGAGGAACGUGAAGUUCAGCGAUCGGGAGAACAACGUCCUGGUGAGGAAGAUCUCAGAGAAUUACGAGAAGAUUCUGGGCAGACUGAUAACGGGAACCUCGGCGGCGGAGAAGAAGGAGAUCUGGAGGGACAUUGUGGCGGCGGUGAACAGCGUCUCCCACCACACCCGCACCGUGGCUCAGUGUAAGAAGAGAUACUCCGACAUCAAGAAGAAGGUGAAGGAGAAACUGGCCAAGCAGAGAGGUGGCAAGCAAGUCAACGUCUUCUUCUGGCCCUACGAGAAGCACAUGCUGAGCCUCAUGUCCAGCAAGAUGGCCCUCAGCCUGAACGAAGAGGUGGACUCCCCGGCGAUGAGCGAGGAGGAAGACUCCGCCCACACACUGACCCCAUGUGAAGCCCUUCCCAUCAGGCGGAGCCUCAAUGAUGGCGGACUGAAAGCGGACAGCACGCCGGGGAAGGAGGACAUGGCGGAGGAGACCUCGCUGGCCUCCACAGAGAAAUAUGACUUGUUUAGUGACCAGGACAGCCAAGAAAACGGGGACAUUUCUGAAGCCCAAUGCGACUCCCAGCAGUCCAGCUCAGUUCCAUCACAAAGCGAUCCUGACCCCAACCAAUCAGAUACAACACUAGAGCGUUCGCUCCGCCAUCUCUCAGCCUGCGUGAAAGCCCAGACCGCCACGCUGAGGCAGACAAACGUCAUUCUGAGGAACCUUUCUACUAACAUGCACAAUGGCUUCCAGCAGCUGGUUCACAUCAUUCAGCAAGUAGCCAGCAGCAUACCUCGGCCGGACAGCCAGCCCGGGACCGCUGGUCAGUCCUCUACCCUACCAACCAGUAUGCCAGCUAGUGGCCAUAUUGGGCGUGGCAGACCCGGCCGUGGCAGAGGGCGACGCCCACACAGUGCUUCCAAUCCAGCAAGGAAGAGUCGGGGGAAAUCACGAGACGCUUACUGACUUCAUUCUAAUAAAUGUAUUGUUUUAAGUUAAA
Molecule: messenger RNA, 1620 nt
Organism: Rana temporaria (common frog)
Lineage: Eukaryota; Metazoa; Chordata; Amphibia; Anura; Ranidae
Exons: 6
Coding region: 246-1586 (446 amino acids)
Biological process (GO): regulation of transcription by RNA polymerase II
Cellular component (GO): nucleus
Molecular function (GO): DNA-binding transcription factor activity, RNA polymerase II-specific; RNA polymerase II cis-regulatory region sequence-specific DNA binding
Source: RefSeq, a predicted model, not a curated record